Messenger RNA from Kluyveromyces lactis, 363 nucleotides. RefSeq lists its product as uncharacterized. The record is from RefSeq and is a predicted model, not a curated record. The transcript has a single exon. Bases 1 to 363 code for a protein of 120 amino acids. NCBI's taxonomy places the organism in Eukaryota, Fungi, Ascomycota, Saccharomycetes, Saccharomycetales, Saccharomycetaceae.
AUGGUUCCGGUUGGCCGACUGAAUGGCAUUUCAUCCAGAAUAGAUGGUUCAGUGAGAAAAAUGAAGAAUCCUCCCCAAAAGAACGAGGGCAGCCUGGAUGACCCAGUUGGUAUUUCCGAUUCCCCUGGUUACUUAUACAUGUAUCGUGGGGCCUUCGCUCCCACUACGUUGUCCAAUCCCCACACUGUAUACGUUACUUGUCAAGGAGCUUACUGCAUUGGUGGACAUCUCAUACCCUGUGAACGACUCUGUAAAGCUUUAUUAUUCAUAAUCAAACCAAGAGCAAAAAAACCUAACAACGUAUGUAGCGGUCCUAUUUGUGAAACAUUGCUAGUUCCAGUUCAGGUCCCGCGUCCUGCGUAA